AUGGCCCCGACCUCACCAGACAAGCCAGAUGCCCGCCGUUCUCGAUCUCGACCACCUCUUUACUCCUUUUCAGGCACGAUACGCCACCAGUUGCCAGUCAUACCUAGACCCUCGCAAAGACCCUCUCGUUGUCGCCUUCCGCCAACCGAGGCCACAGCCGGAAACCCUCCCACCGGCCGCUUCGAUCGCGUUCGUCAAUUGAGUCGCUCUUUUCGUCCUAUUCGCAAACCCGGGAGGUCGAUGUUUCCACGGUCUCAACGAUCCGAUGCCACUAUCAUCACCGGGAUUGACCGCUCGCUUCGAUUCCGCCCCAGUGUACUUGACCAGUCCCGAGAGCCUCCUGCACCUGUCGACUCUAAACACCACCAGAGCCCGUAUAAACCUCUGUCUUCUAUCCCAUCCAAGAGGGCACACCCUGUCGACGCGAAUAACGACAGCCGCUGUAGCCAUGACUCCCCACAGAAGCGGCAUUGCCUUGUUCACCAAGAUGUGUCUGAGUCCUUCCACAAGGCUACAACUGCCACACAUCUGCUUCCUCAAAUUUCAUCUAUCAAUCAUGCCGUUCCCCGUCCCAGCAUCGAUACGUGUGGGGACGGGUUUCCCAAAGAGGAUCAAUGUCACUCAAUGUGGCCUUUGGCUUCAGCAAAAUCUGAUACGACGAUCUCACUCGGAAAACACAAGAAUAGUACAGCCAGACAACAGACCACACCAGCAGCCACCAAGGAGCAUAACCAGUUGGACCAGUCUACUCGAUCCAUUGACCAUCAAGUCAAGCCCCUCUCUAAAAGGCCUGGCGAUGAUGGGCUGCCGAGCGAAAGGUUUGAUGCAAAGGCAUGCCAGCAACUUGAAUCUCCUCGCCGCACAGCCCUCGGCAAUACGGAGGGCAGUCCCUAUGAUGAGCUUGCAAACCCCAACAAUCUUUCGGAACUGAAGAAGCCAUCUCGGGACAAGAGUGAGACCUCCAAGAGUCCUGGUCCAACCACAGCUCCAGGCUUGGGGGCCUGGCCCCUCAUUUUUGCCUGUAUUGCUGUAUUUAUCGGUGGGAUGUUCUUGUCUGAGUUGAGAUUCCCCGACUUUCGAAUCCCCGAGUUUCGUGCUGUAGAUUGGAACGAGAGGGCCAUCGAACUUGAGAUUGCGCUGGCGACGAUACCAAGAGUCGUUCUUUUUGGCGAGGCCAGUCUCUCGCACCAGGGAGUCCAUCCUGGCAUGCUCCCCGUCGAUGGCUUGGCCCAUGAUCGCAAUCCCUCGUUCGGGCCUAACGAGAGGAUACCAGUGCGAUCCAAGUGGUUUUCCAACUCAAGCGAGUUUCCGCAGUACGAACCUUGGCUGACCACGUCAUCUGGGGUAUUUGUGCCCGAGUUCGAGUUCUUGCAGGACCUUUGGAAGGUUACUCACAGCACGUGCUUAGGCCUUAGUUCGGUUCCCAUUCCAGAUGGGUCAUCUCCAUCCGACGACUUUUGCUUCCUCCUUGCCGACACCUUGAAUGACUUGGACACGUUCUACCUUUUUCUUUUUCGUCAAUUCGGCUCAUACUACACAGGUACGAGUCUUGACAUGAAUGAGGUCAUGCUGUUCAACAUGGAAGCCCUGCAAGAGAUGCAGAGAAAUGGUUCCGAAGAGCUGGGCUCUGAUCAGCUUCGCGCCCGCGCGUUGCAUGCUCCAUCUACGACAACAGUUUCUCUGCCGACCGUUGAACCACCAUCUCCUCACCGCCGGCUUCCCACUGAUACAAGCAUCCCUGACGACAUACCAAAGAGCUUCAUCAAGGGGUGGCGCGAUGCAAUGGCUGCUCGCAGCUCUCGGUUUCAACAGGAGCACGCAUCAACGACCACCCCGACCUUUGACACGACCGCGUCGAGGCUACCAGAGAUACCGACGCCCAGAGACUACGCCGAGGCUCAGAUGAACAAUGGGACCGCGAACAUCUUGGUCAACCAUGUUAUUGACGUGAUCGUUGGCCGACGCCUGAACGAAACCGACGAGGUUGAGGGUCCAACCUAUGGCAACAUCAUUGAGCAUUCAGUCAGGCUAGACAAGUUUUGCGAUCUUUUUCCUCGACUAAAUGAUCACAUAUCGAAAGCCAUUCGGUCUGCGAAUAGGAGCGAGCUGAACGCCUACCAGCUCAACAGGCUCAAACGUAUUCAGGACGUCGCCCCCUUCCUGCGGGACAUUGCCGUACCUAGAUUGGGCGGCAUGCAAGCCAGAGCCAAGCGAGGAGUCCAGCUACUUAGGGAGACAGAGAAGCGCCAAGCAGAACUUCAAAGUGAAAUUAAAAAGACGCUGCGAAACGGCUGGCUCGGCCCAAGAGUUGAGUGGCUAAGCCGCCGGAUUAUAUGUUAUUACCUACCCGACCUGAAGAGCAUGGCCCUUCAAUGGAGCCACGCUCGCCAAUGGCUGGCAGUGGAGUCGGAAGAAGUAUUCGAAAUAUAUCAGGGCCGGCAGGCAGAGUUUCGCUUGCUCGACACAAGGCGUCCAGAUAAUCUUUCUAAGAAGCAACUCUCUGAGUGGCAUUUAUGGAGGAGCUAUAUGAUUUGGUCGCGAUGGUCCUUGGAGGAUAGACGCAGACAUCCAGAGGGAAAGGAGUCGUUUUGCUGGAAGGAGACGGACUGGGACCCUUUCGCAUCUACAUGGCAGAGAAUGGUUGGAUGGGUGAAGGGUCGGGACAAUGUUGACAUUCCGUCUCAAUGUGGCGACGCGUCAAAGAGACAUGGAUGA
Molecule: messenger RNA, 2715 nt
Organism: Fusarium vanettenii 77-13-4
Lineage: Eukaryota; Fungi; Ascomycota; Sordariomycetes; Hypocreales; Nectriaceae
Exons: 2
Coding region: 1-2715 (904 amino acids)
Source: RefSeq, a predicted model, not a curated record